Molecule: messenger RNA, 1719 nt
Organism: Nannospalax galili (Upper Galilee mountains blind mole rat)
Lineage: Eukaryota; Metazoa; Chordata; Mammalia; Rodentia; Spalacidae
Exons: 11
Coding region: 35-1588 (517 amino acids)
Biological process (GO): response to nutrient levels; positive regulation of lactation; female pregnancy
Cellular component (GO): extracellular region
Molecular function (GO): hormone activity; prolactin receptor binding
Source: RefSeq, a predicted model, not a curated record
GUCAGUGAUCGCGGUGUCUCGGGACUCCUCAGAGAUGCAUCUCUCUUUGAGUCAACCACAUUUCCGGACACUCCUGUUGCUGGUGUCCAGUCUGCUCGUGUGGGACAAUGUGACCUCUGUGCCCACAAGCCCUAUUUCAGAUGAUUGCUGCCAGGUAUCCUUCAAGGACCUAUUUGAGCGGGCAGUCAAGGUGUCUCAGUACAUCCAAAAAGAAGCCGCAAGUGUGUUCACUGAAUUUAAAAACAAGUUUGGCCAGGAGUGGGAACACAACCACAGGCACCUUCAACACUGCCACACGUCUACACUUGACACUCCAGAGACCAAGAAGCAAACGGAAGACAUGCACCCUGAAAUCCUAAUGAAAUUGGUACAAAUUGUAUUGCAAGCCUGGAACACUCCUCUGCAACAUCUAGUGACCGAAAUAUCUGCCAUGAAAGAAAUCUCCACUUCCAUCCUCUCCAAAACCAAAGAGAUUGAGCAAAAGCACAAAGUGCUUCUUGAGGGAGUGGAGUGGAUCUUCAGCAAGUUUCAGACUGGAUAUACCGAUAAUAACCAAAGGAAGGUGCCGACCUGGUACCAGCUGGAAUCCCUGAAGUCUUCCAACAAGGACACUCGGCUUUUCACUAUGUAUAACACGUUUUACUGCCUACGCAGGGAUUCAAAUAAGGUCGCCACUUACAUCAAUUUCCUGAACUGGCGAAUCGUGCAGAGCACAACUGAGAAGCCUGCCUCCACUGGGACCCAUACCAACUCAAUCAAACAUGGGGAACAGCAUGGAGAGAAGGAAAUGGGCAGUGGUCCAGCCCUUCUCUGGGAACUGCUGGCCAUGGAUGGCUGCUGGAUGAGGGAGAGGACACUCUUCCUGAUGCUGGUGUCCAGCCUGCUCCUGUGGGAGAACGUGGCCUCUGCUGUUGCCAAGUCGAAUAGCGGCAAACCACCUCUCUUAAUGGACACAUUUAAGCAGGCAAUCAAGCUGUCUAAGGAAAUGAAUCAACGGAUUAGAGUGGUGUCUGAUAACUUUAAUCAGUUUUACACCCAGGGCCGUGGUUUUGAGCGUAGAAACGCCACAAGUUGUCACACUGAUCCCCUUGGUAUUCCAGAAAACAAGGAUCAAGCCAGCCAGAUCCAGUUACAAACUGUCUUCUGUGUUUUCUGUAAUGUCAUCAGUAUUUGGUACAGCUGCAGUUCUCAUUAUGCUCGUUAUGUUAGUCAAAAGCCGGAAGUCCUCCUGAAAGGUUUGCAAAGUCUCCUGAGUGCCUGGAUCGAGCCUCUGUCCCAUCUUUGGUCUUUGAUGUUAAACAAGCUGGGAUACACUCCUCCUAUGCUCACAAGAGUCAUGGAGGUGAAAGAAAAAAACGCGAAGAUUCUGGAGAGUAUUAGGAAGAUCCUUGACCAGGUUAACAUUGGAACUGGAGGAAAUGAGGGCUACCUUCCCUGGUCUGGAUUGGCAUCCUUGCAGGCGGCUAACAGAGACACUAGGUAUUUCGCUUUUUAUAACCUGUUUCGCUGCCUGAAACGGGAUUCAAGUCAUGUUGAACUUUAUCUGAGGUACCUGCAGUGCAAAUCGGUCCAAGGCAGCGGCUGCUGAGCUCACGUCUUAUUCUGCUUCUGAGAUGCUUCUUGAUGGUCCACAGAGGCAAAGCUGCAUUUACCUGUUGAAGGCAUGUUUCUGUGUAAUGGCAUUCUCUUCCUCAAAAAUAAAAGCAGUCUUUUAUUUUU